UAACGGAACGUUGUUUUCAUGAUGGCAGGUGUGUCAUUCAUAUGUUUUGGUUUUUUACAUAAAUAGUACGUUAUAAAAAUAUCAAAUGUUUAUUAAUCUUUAUAACAAAAAAAAUAGUAAAUACAACAGUGACCGUGUGACUGUGUGAUGUGUAUGUGACGCAGUUGCUGCAGUGGAGUGUGUUGCGCAGAAUAUGAUAGAUGGUAGUGGAGGGACGCGGGUGUUGUAAAAUGCCUUGCGAAAGCUGCGCCGUGCAGUUCAGCAUGUUCAAGCGUAAGCGAGCAUGCAGCGAGUGCGAGAGGUUCUACUGCAGCAGCUGCUUGCGGCGAGGCGGCGGCGCCAUGUGCGCGCCCUGCCGGGUGCUGUCCACCCGUCCGCUCACCAAACAGGCUAUAUCCCAUUUGAAAGUGCGCGACGUACAGUGCUUCUUACAACGACAGAAUGUCUCCACCAGGGGCUGCGUUGAAAAGGAGGAGUUGCUGAACUUGUGUGUGUCACACGUGAACAGCACUGCAUACAGACGCCGGGGCUCGCGCACCGGUCCCAGCCCCUUCAGCUCACUGAAAGGAUUUACAAGCAACAUCAAUGACUUCAUCAACUCAGCAUUUGACAUCCGCAACAACCAGCAGCCAGCAGCACAGCCCGCCACUAGAGGAUGUGCCAGCAAUUGCUUCAACUCUGCUCAUGUGCACAAUAACAUAACUGGUGAAGUUCCUUCCAACCGCCAGAGGCCACAAGGAGAACGAUUUACAACUACACCAGGUGGAGAGCCCGACAUUUGUGUACCCGUGCCAGAGUCGUCAGUGUCCCGCAGCGUGUCCGCGGAGAGCGCGCGCGUCGACACCGCCGACUGCUUUGAAAUCGAAGACCUGGACGACACUGGCUGGGAGUUUGUCAACCGACCUGCCGAUCCCUUGCCGAACGACUCGGAGGUGUUGCUGAGUACGUCGGCCAGCUUCCAGCGGCGUGCUAGUGCUGGGGAGCGGGAACCGGAGCGGCCCGGGGAACGGGCAACUGCGCGGAAGACGGAACGACCAACCGAACAAAGGGCGGAGCGAAGCACAGAGCGACCAGCUGCCCACCGAGCGGAGCCCGAGGAGCGAGAGGUGGAGCGCGCCGCGUCCGAGCUGGAGCUGCGGCCGCCCGCGGCGCGCGCGCACGACUCCGUCAGUCUGCACGACGCGCCGCUACUCGACCGGGACUCGCACAGCGGCCACGGUACACCUAAACAUAUAAGUUUAGAACAAUUCAAGCGGCCGUCGGAUCUAGACGUGCUGAACGUGAAGCAGCUGAAGGAACUGCUGGUGCGCAAUCGCGUGGAGUACAGGGGCUGCCUCGAGAGGAAGGACCUGCUGGAGCGCGCCAAGACCCUGUGGAGGAACCACGCACAGUACUGCGACGACGUGGACAAGCUGCCGGCGGAGGAGUGCUGCAAGAUCUGCAUGGCGGCGCCGCUGGAGUGCGUGCUGCUGGAGUGCGGGCACAUCGCGGCCUGCACCAGCUGCGCCAAGCAGCUCGCCGAGUGCCCCAUCUGCCGCCAGUACGUCGUGCGCGCCGUGCGCUUCUUCCGCUCCUGAGCCCUCGUUGUCGCGUUGCUUGAUGUCGGAUAUAGAAUAGAGACGUUACAAUUAUCCUUCCAUGAAACCAUAAUACGUUAUCACGUAACUAAAAUUGCCAUGGUCGUGAUUUGCAUGAAUAAGAGAUCUCCACAAUAUGCUUGCUGUUUAUAUUCCCGACGACACGUAGGUUUAGGAUCCACAUAGCGAUGGCGUAGAACAGUAAAUGGUGCUUUGUUGCAAACCAAUACUAGCGCUGACUACUAUUGGAGCGAGAGUUUCGCUGCAGUAGAGAAACUGUUGUAGUUUGUACGAUGAUAUGUAAUGGUCUGCCGUGCCCGAGUAACUCGGGCGCCGACCAUCAAACAAACAUAGUCGUGUUGCACGGUGCGCCGCACGUCGCACGCUAUGCCAAAAGUACAGAACUGAACUUGUAAAUAUUGUAACUGUUAAUAUUUUUACCAGUUUUCUACAAAUGUAAACUGUUGUUAUGUAUAUUAAAAUUGUCGCUCUGGCCGUUGUAGCUGCAACACAAUCGAUCGUGUUUUGAUAUGUACCGUGAUUUACUAUUUAUGAAGUAACUCAAUGAACUAUAUUAUCAAUGUAAAGUUCCGAACGUAGUGCAGUAUGGUGUAGUCAUGAAACGCAUACUGUGCACUCGAUCCUCACGAUAUAUUGAUAGAUGAAAGUCUAAAUGUAUUCAUAGUUUCAUAGUCCACAUUUGCGAACAUAUUACAUUAUGUUAUUGUAUUUGUUAUAGUAGUACAUCGCAACUUAACGAACUAACAGGGCAGACUGUUCAGACAAUAAGUCAAAGUCACUACUGAAGAUAUUUAUCAUUUAUUGAGCGUUCGCAGCUGUAGUUAGGUGUAAAAAAUUGUAAAAUUGGUUAGAAUUAGCUCAAAAUUGUUUAUACAAAACUCGGCUAUAGUUGGCAUGUAAAUAGUCAAUUUACAUGUUGUGAGCCGACUGUUGGAUUGGCUCGAUUGUGUUACGCAGUCACAUCUCAUAUUGUAUCUUACAACAGAUAAUUUACAAUCACGUUCUGGCCAGCUAAAUUCCAUCAUAAUCUGGCCAUUCCAUCGAUCAACUCACAACAUGCAGGCUCGACCGUCUCUCCCAUCUGUGACCUCGUGUCGUGUAAACAAAUCUGAUCUUCUGCCGGAGGUCCCUGCUAACUAUAGUGGCGUACUGUUUAGUUUUAUUUAUUAUUAUAUUGUUAUUAGUGAGAUAGGAAACGCGGGCUGUGUAAUGCUUCGAGUGAUUCCUGCGGUGAGCCGCACGUUCGUGAUCCAGUGUCGAACAAUGUCACAAGCAUUAUGUUGUAUUAUGUCCAUAUUCGUAUACUAUGUCGGACGAUAUUGUUCACACGACCUCGUGGUCCAAAUCAUUAUUCGUAUUCAAUAUUUUAUUCAAGUAAUUGUUUGUUUUUAUAAUUUAAUAUUAAAAAAAAUAUAUAUUGCCUAAAAGGUUUAGUGACAUGCUGGAUCCGACUCCGGACUCGGUAAUGGUGUAACUGUAUGACUGAGGUCCAUGAAAUAUUGUUUAUGUUUCGUUGUAUUAUUUAAGUACAUGUACUAUAAUCAGCGCCAUGUAUCUUUGGAACGUUCCCCUACUUGAAUGACAUACUCGUGGUCGAUAUAUUUACACCUCGUCUAGUGACGUGUAUAUACACGUCGCCAAUAAUUAUGUGGAACGAUGAUAUGUAUGCUGGCACUCGUGUGGGUGCCUGCUAUAUGAGAUAUCGAGUCUCCAGCUUCAGUUAUGUGUAUAUAUAAUAUACGACGUACCGGUAUAUAUACUUUAGUUUUAGCCCACUAACUACGACGAGAGUCUUCAUUCGUAUGGUACAACACGUGUCUCGCAUAAAUUCCUUACAAACAUGAAACUCCCUAAAUGUGUAUAUCUCAAGUUCAGGUAAAAUAGCACCAGUCGUGAGUGGUGUCACCUGUCGCAUAUUAAAUUAACUGCAGUGGACACCCGCUCACAUAUAUUGUCCUUAUUCUAAUACAGAACACAAGCUACAAUCUGGAGUCGACUAUUAGCCAAAUUCUCGUUAGCUUUUCUCAUUUCCAUUUUCUCAAAAGUGAGAGACUUUUAUCAAAUUUUCUUACAAAUAGCAGCUGUUAAUUAUCGCACGUCUUAUUGCGCUUAAAUAUUAAACGAGUAGGUAUUAACUUCCUACCUAUAUCUACUUUAAUAAAUUGAUGUUUCUGGUUGUGACUUGGUAAAUUAAAAAAUAACGUAAUUAAUUACAGGGUAUAGGAAAUAGCUGAGAACUGUCGUCUUUGUGUAAAUAGGUUUCUUGAUUACUGUAUUUAGGUAACUACAAACAACGCGUUAUAUUAAUUUCAACGCAAUCGUGUAUAGUUUGUAAAUUCAAUCUCACCUUUUGCUUAUUUCUUCUAAUACAUAAGGAUGUCCAACACAUGCCACGACGCGACAGCAAGCGAUGUGUUCUGUUUAAUUAAACGUCUCUUGUAACAACAACAUAUUUCCCUAGAGAUAUACUGUGUAGUGGCAGGUCUUGUAUCAUACGAUGAAACUUUCUGGAAAUACUAUAAACGAAGUUCCGUGUAAAUAUGAAUAUUUUCAAUAAAAUUGUAACACAAUAGAUAAGUUGAAUACACGGUAAAGCCUU
Spodoptera frugiperda (fall armyworm) is the source of this 4197-nucleotide messenger RNA. Its product is annotated as E3 ubiquitin-protein ligase rififylin. Bases 201 to 1577 code for a protein of 458 amino acids. Gene Ontology annotation, cellular component: plasma membrane; cytoplasm. Gene Ontology annotation, biological process: negative regulation of extrinsic apoptotic signaling pathway via death domain receptors; protein K48-linked ubiquitination; proteasome-mediated ubiquitin-dependent protein catabolic process. NCBI's taxonomy places the organism in Eukaryota, Metazoa, Arthropoda, Insecta, Lepidoptera, Noctuidae. The transcript is spliced from 7 exons. The record is from RefSeq and is a predicted model, not a curated record. Gene Ontology annotation, molecular function: ubiquitin protein ligase activity.